This is a messenger RNA of Drosophila ficusphila, 2795 nucleotides long. RefSeq names its product polyphosphoinositide phosphatase (gene FIG4). The transcript has 3 exons. The coding region runs from base 103 to 2679 and encodes 858 amino acids. Gene Ontology annotation, biological process: phosphatidylinositol dephosphorylation. Gene Ontology annotation, cellular component: intracellular membrane-bounded organelle. Lineage: Eukaryota; Metazoa; Arthropoda; Insecta; Diptera; Drosophilidae. Gene Ontology annotation, molecular function: phosphatidylinositol-3,5-bisphosphate 5-phosphatase activity. The record is from RefSeq and is a predicted model, not a curated record.
CAACACUGAUUGCUUUUCGCAGCCCUGAUGCCCAGCUGAUCAGCUGAUUAAUGUUUGUGUGGAGCGCCUAAAAAUCUUGUACAAACCGAAAAACUAUAUAAAAUGAGCCAUGAAAACCCGAAUAUUGUAUUUAAUCCCCUCAUAAGCUGUAUCCAGAAGGUAGUACUCUAUGAAACACGAACGCGGCUCUAUUUGGUAGGCAGCAACAAUCGAGAGACUCGUUUUCGCUUGCUCACCAUCGAUCGACUGGCGCACAACCGGCUGAGCAUCGAGGAGAAUGCAAAUGAGUUUAAUAGUUUGGAGAUUCGACGCUUUGUCGCCUCCCUCACAGGAUCGCCAAAGGUAACGUCCGCUUAUGGAGUCCUGGGGUUCGUGCGCUUCCUGGAGGGCUACUACCUCUUGCUAGUGACCAAGCGCAAGUGCUGCGCCCAUAUUGGUCGCCAUUUGGUGUACACCAUAAAGGACACGGUAAUGGUUCGGGUAAACGAGGUGACCUCGCAGCGACCACCGCAUCCACACGAGGAUCGCUACAAGCGGAUGUUCCAAAACAUUGACCUGCGCAGCAACUUUUACUUUUCAUACUCGUAUGACUUGACGCGUACCUUACAGUACAACGAGUCCGCGCCGCGCUUUGUGGGCGCCAAGGUAGAUCUGGAUAACGAUGAACCGCUUCCCGAUUGGAACACUCUGACCAACAAUGUGGCAAAGGCCCACGAGCGGGUGGAUUACGCCUUUCGCAGCGAUUCCCGCAAGCGUUUCGUGUGGAAUGCCUACCUGCUGCAACCCAUGGAGGGCAUUAUGCUUAAAGAUUGGCUCCUGGAGAUAACACACGGCUUCGUCAGCCAAUCCUGCAUAAGCAUUUUUGGGCGGCACGUUAAUGUUUGCCUCGUUGCCCGCCGCAGCUCACGCUUUGCUGGCACACGCUUCCUCAAACGGGGAGCCAACUUUCAGGGUGACGUAGCCAACGAGGUAGAGACCGAGCAAAUUGUAAGUGACGGCCAAAGAAUGUGCGCUUUUACCCAGAUGAGAGGCUCCAUACCUUCACACUGGUCUCAGGAUAUCAGCAAGAUGGUGCCCAAACCACAGAUUCAACUCGAUAUAUGCGAUCCCUAUGCGCAGACCCCAUCUCUACACUUCGAGCGUCUGCUUUUUCACUAUGGUGCUCCACUUAUCAUGCUUAAUCUGGUGAAAAAGCGGGAGCGUCGCAAGCAUGAAUCCAUAAUCUCCAAGGAGUUAGAGUACAGCAUUCGCUAUCUGAACCAGUUUUUGCCGCCGCCCCACCGCAUGAAGCACAUUCAUUUCGAUAUGGCGCGUCAAAGUCGUCUAAGCGGAGGGAAUGUUAUGGAGCAGUUGGCCAUUCAUGCGGAAAGUAUCGUCCAGAUGACAGGCAUGUUCUUUAAGGCGGCGGGCAGUGAACCGGGCUUGCAGACAGGAAUUGUACGCACUAACUGCGUUGACUGUCUGGAUCGUACCAACUCGGCCCAGUUCGCCAUUGGCAAGUGCGCUUUGGGUCAUCAACUGGAGCGUUUGGGCUUUGUAAAGUCUGCCAAGUUGGAGUUCGACUCGGAUUGCGUGACAAUGUUGGAAAAUCUGUAUGAGGAGCACGGCGAUACAUUAGCUUUACAGUACGGCGGCUCACAACUAGUGCACAGAAUCAAGACCUACCGAAAGACGGCUCCCUGGGGCUCACAAGGAAGCGAUGUAAUGCAAACCCUUAGUCGCUACUACAGCAACACGUUCAGCGAUACCGAAAAGCAGCACAGCAUAAAUCUGUUCUUGGGUAUUUAUAAGCCGAGUUUGACAAAGCAGGGCCCACCGAUCUGGGAGCUGCAGACCGACUACGAUAUGCACAACGCCUUUGUGCCCAGAACGGACAGUAAGCCUCUUACCGAUUGGGUGCGCCACAAAGUUCGCGAGUGCCUGCCCCACUCCUGUGCCGAUUCCAACAAACUUGUCAAGGAGCUGUUUCGCGUGCACAGUAGCGGCCUGGAAAUGAUUGAUGCCUACUCCAAUUACCACCAGUCCUUCAAGUGGACAGAUCUUAGCGAGCACAUCGCUUUUGAGAUCAGCCAACUCGCUCUGCGUUACAUGCCCACAUUCCGCACGAAUUACAGUCCAUUCCAGAGGCAGAUCCAGACCUCGCGAAAGGCUCGUCAGAAUCCCUCGAUGACCGGACACAGUUCUACGGGCUCGAUGAACAGCAAUUCGUCCAGCUCCAGCGAGGGAGAUGACAGUUCCAGUGAUGAGGAGUUGAGUGCCAGUUUUGCUGAGAAGGAGGCCCACCAAACGGAAUCGACGGAGCCGGCUGCGUAUACUUUGGCCUCCGGGCUGCCUUCGAUGGAGGAAAUUUACGGCUGCACCAUUAGUCCGCCUUCCAAGCAAAGUAUGGCUGUCUACAAGAAGUACGUUCAGAUGGGCAAACUCUCCAGCGGAGGCGCUCGUCCCGCCCAGACGGCCGUUGCCCAGCGCGACCAGGAACUGGCCAAGAUUAUGCGAGGCAUAACGCUGCGUCCGCUUAGUGACUACGGCACUGACUCUUAUCUCAGCGUGCGUCCUCCGGUCGUUCCCCAGCAAAGUCUACUCAUCUAUGCCGAGUACUGCCGCACCAGAAGCACCUUCAACGCCGUUCCCAAGUUGGAGGAAUUCGAUAUACUUUAUCAAUAUGUGCAGAAGUUAUAAUUAGCUAUAGUCAGAUAUAUCGUUUGUUCUCAAAUAUGGAUUAUGUUCUCAAGUGUAUUUAACUUUUAUAAAUAAUAAAUAAAAAGCUCUCGAAGAGUUUAAAAAACUUUACAGAA